Messenger RNA from Grus americana (Whooping crane), 3299 nucleotides. It is a transcript of the gene POLI, whose product is annotated as DNA polymerase iota. Gene Ontology annotation, molecular function: damaged DNA binding; DNA-directed DNA polymerase activity. The record is from RefSeq and is a predicted model, not a curated record. Lineage: Eukaryota; Metazoa; Chordata; Aves; Gruiformes; Gruidae. Gene Ontology annotation, biological process: translesion synthesis. The transcript is spliced from 10 exons. The coding region runs from base 963 to 3176 and encodes 737 amino acids.
GAGGUGCCGGAGCAGGCGGGGGCACGGGGCUGCCAUCGCCGGCGUCUUCGGGCGCCUGAGGACGUCCUGCGGGAGGGAGCCGCGCCGGCGGCGGGGGCUGGAGGAACCCCGGAGCGGAUCGGCGCCGGCAGGUGCUGGGGCAGGAGGAAGCCGUCCGGCGGGUCCCACUCGUCCCUCAGCGGGAGGGAGAGCGAUGCUCGGCGGCUCUGGGGGCUGGUUUUGGGACGUGCUGCGGCGUUACAGCCCAUCGGGACAGGGACGCCAGCAGACCUGCUCUCCCGUAACCCUGAAUUCACCCAUUUUCUCCUCCAAAGUGUCCAUGAACAAACCACUUCCCUGGGUCCCCCACGUUCAGUUUAUUCGUGUCCUCCAGGCUCCGACCACCACGACGCCUUCCCCUCACCGGGCUGACAGCCCUCAGCGCUCCCGGCCGGGAGCCGCCGCCCGCUCCCGGGACCGGCGGGCUCUGCCUUGCCCGGGGCGGUUUCCCGCACAGCACGACCCUGACUUCGCACCGCGAACUCCCCGUCGGACACCCGGCAGUCCCGUAACGGAGCCACCGCUUCUCGGCGGCCCGGCCGCCACAGCGCAAAGCCCGCAUCGCGCAACCGAAGGGCUGCGUCCCUCAGGAGGUUCCCCUUGCCCCCGCUCUCCCGGCCCCGCGCCCUCCUCAGAGCCGGCCGCCCUCCCGCGGGGGUGGUGGUGGGGGGGUGUCCCCUCGGGGCGCCGGGGCCGGGCUCGGCAGCCUCGCAGCCUGCAGGCGUCCGCCGGAGGCCCCGGCAGCCCUGACCCGCCGCCCCCCCCGCCGCGGCGCUAGGACCUGCGCGGCGCGGCGGUCCGGCCACCUCCUCCGCGGGGCGGGCGCAGCGCGAAGGGAGCUGCGGGAGCGCGGCCGUGCCCGGCGGCGGCGGCGGUUGUAGGGAGCGGCUCUGCGGCGGCGGAUGAGUCAGCCCUGAGGCGGCAUGGAGCCCAUCCCGCCGCCCACGGAGGAGGAGGACGAGGACGAGGAGGAGGAGGAGGACUGGCUUCGCCCGCAGCCGGGCGGCGGGGCAGCUCCGCCCGCCCCGUCAGGCCACAGCAAGCCCGUAGCGGCCAGAAGCGCAGCAUGCAGAGUGAUUGUGCACGUUGACUUGGACUGCUUUUAUGCACAAGUAGAAAUGAUCCGUAAUCCUGAAUUAAGAGACAAGCCUUUAGGUGUGCAACAGAAGUACUUAGUAGUUACCUGUAACUAUGAAGCCAGAAAACUUGGAGUUAAGAAGCUGAUGUCUGUCAAGGAGGCUAAAGAGAAGUGUCCUCAACUGAUACUGGUUAAUGGAGAAGAUCUGACGCCAUACAGGGAAAUGUCGUACAAGGUUACAGAGUUGUUGGGGGAAUUUUGUCCACUGGUGGAAAGGCUUGGGUUUGAUGAAAAUUUUGUGGAUAUCACAGAGACUGUAGAGAAAAGACUAAACCAGCUACAGCAAAGCGGAUGUUCCAGAGUCUCUGUGUCUGGCCACGUGUACAACAACCAAGCUAUCGACUUGCGUGAUAUAACGCAUUUAAGGCUAGUCAUUGGAUCUCAGAUUGCACAAGAGUUCAGGGAAGCCAUAUAUGCGAGACUGGGCCUCACAGGCUGUGCAGGAGUGGCCUCUAACAAAUUACUGUCUAAACUGGUAUCUGGGACUUUUAAACCAAAUCAACAAACAGUUCUUCUGCCUGAAAGCUGUCCAGAUCUAAUACGCGGCCUUGAUCACAUCCAAAAACUGCCUGGCAUUGGCUACAAAACUACCAAACGUCUUGAAAUGCUGGGUGUUAGGAACGUGUGUGAUCUCCAAGCGUUUCCAUCUGCUGUGUUAGAGAAGGAACUAGGCAUUUCUGUUGCUCAGCAUAUCCAAAAACUCAGCUAUGGAGAAGAUGAGUCCCCCGUGACUCCAUCAGGCCCUCCUCAGUCCUUUAGCGAUGAAGAUUCCUUUAAAAAAUGUUCAUCAGAAGUGGAAGUUAAAGAGAAAAUUGAAGAACUGCUUCCUAACCUAUUAGACAGAAUAUACAAAGAUGGAAGACAACCCCACACAGUGAGAUUGACCAUACGCCAGUUCUCCUCGACCGAGAAAUGGAUUAAUCGGGAAAGUCGUCAGUGUCCUAUUCCACCUCAUCUUAUUCAGAAAUUUGGAAAAGAGAGCAGCAGCGUUAUAUCUCCAUUAGUUGAUAUACUAAUGAAACUCUUUCGAAAGAUGAUAGAUGUAGCUCAACCAUUUCAUCUUACCCUUGUGAGUGUCUGCUUCUCUAACCUCAAAGAUCUUCCUAGCAGCAAGAAAGGAUCGAUUGGUUUCUAUCUAAAGCCGAUGUCACCGCCAUCACACUCUGGUAAACGUGUCCGGGAAGUGGAAGAUGUCUUACAAGGUGAGGGAAGUGCUUCUUGGAACCAGAAUUGCAACAGAACUGGAACUACAAAAACUAGGAAACUUUCAGAGGAACAGAAAAGCAAUAUAAAGCAAGCAAGAAUUCCUGACCUCCCAUUUUAUUUGUCUCCUGGUGAUAUUGACCAGGAAGUCUUCAGGGAACUUCCAGAAGAUAUUCAAAAAGAAAUUCUUUCUGGAAAAACAGAAGCGAUCCCUACGGAGAACACUUCGGGUGAGCCAUCAGUAUGUUUUGCAGCAGAGGCAUACAGCGCUUCCCCAAACUCGAAGGGACUGAACAGUGAUACGUGCUCUGCAGGGUGCAGCAUACAUCUCUCGUCAGCUCACGAAUCUGCAACUGUUCUGGCACACAGCUCCAGGGCCAGUUGUUCUUCUGAGUGUCCCAGAAGUGCACGGACAAGCAGCGGGAUGGAAAAACAACCUACUGACUCUCCAAACUUCAGAGGGAGAGAUCUGUCAGCUCUGGAAGCUGGGGUCAGCCAAACUGUUCCAUGUGUGGAUGAAGAUAGACAGGCCUUUGAAACGACUUCUGAGGACAAAACUUACAGUGGGCAAGGAGGAAUUGUACUUCCUCCUAAUGUAGACGCACAGACUUUUUAUGAACUACCUGCAGAUGUGCAACAAGAACUGCUAGCUGAAUGGAAGAAUCAGGAACCUGUCUCCAGAACCUCUACAGGUAAUAAACCCCCUGAAAAGCCUAAAACAAAUAAAGGAAGAAGGAAUACAGCACCAUGUUUAUCACAGUCUAACAGUUUGCUAAGAUAUUUUAAACCCCAGUGAAACACUUUUCAUAAUAGUGACAUGGUAAGAAUCAGCACUUGAAGGCACUUUAGGUAUGAAAAGUUUACUGUAAAUUGUAAAGAUGUGAAUAUUAAAAAUAUAUUUUGAAUGUUUGACAUCAAA